AUGGAACGUGCUCGGAGGCUUGCCAACAGUGCCAUUCUCAAGAGGCUAAUUUGUGAGACCAAGCAUUUCGGGAAGAACGAUUUUCUCUUGAUCCAUUCGAGGUGCGUGUCAUCGUCACUUUCUCACACUGCUUUCAGAGGCAACAACAACAACAACAACAGGAAGAACCUCUCACGCAAUGUUGGGUUUCGAUCCAUUUCCGUUGAGGCGCUCAAACCCAGCGACACUUUCCCUCGGCGCCAUAACUCUGCCACCCAACAAGAACAGAGCAAGAUGGCUCAGACAUGUGGGUUCCAUGAUCUUGACUCGCUCAUCGAUGCCACCGUGCCCAAAUCGAUUCGUCUGAAGGAGAUGAAGUUCGGCACGUUCAACGAGGGGUUAACAGAGGGCGAAAUGAUCGAGCACAUGAAGUGUUUGGCGUCGAAGAACACGUGUUUCAAGUCCUACAUUGGAAUGGGGUAUUACAACACGCACGUGCCACCUGUGAUCUUGAGGAACAUCAUGGAAAACCCAGCAUGGUAUACUCAGUACACUCCUUACCAGGCUGAGAUAUCUCAAGGGCGUCUUCAGUCAUUGAUGAAUUAUCAAACCAUGAUCACGGAUCUCACUGCUCUACCAAUGGCAAAUGCUUCUUUGCUCGAUGAAGGAACCGCUGCUGCUGAGGCUAUGUCUAUGUGUAAUAAUAUACAAAAGGGAAAGAAGAAAAGAUUUGUUAUUGCAAACAAUUGUCACCCUCAAACCAUUGAUGUUUGUAAGACCAGAGCUGCUGGUUUUGGCCUUGAGGUUGUUACUGUGGAUGUUAAGGAUGUUGAUUAUGGAUCUGGUGAUGUUUGUGGGGUUCUUGUUCAGUACCCUGGCACUGAGGGUGAGGCUUUGGAUUAUGGGGAGUUUGUUAAGGAAGCUCAUGCUCAUGGAGUUAAGGUUGUUAUGGCCACUGAUCUGUUGGCUCUGACUGUGUUGAAGCCUCCUGGUGAAUUCGGGGUUGAUAUUGUUGUUGGUUCUGCUCAGAGGUUUGGGGUUCCAAUGGGUUAUGGAGGUCCUCAUGCUGCAUUCCUUGCCACGUCACAAGAGUACAAGAGGAUGAUGCCCGGGAGAAUCAUUGGUGUCAGUGUUGAUUCUUCUGGAAAGCCAGCUUUGAGAAUGGCCAUGCAAACGAGGGAGCAGCAUAUACGAAGGGACAAGGCCACCAGCAACAUUUGCACUGCUCAGGCACUGCUUGCAAACAUGGCUGCUAUGUAUGCUGUAUAUCAUGGACCUGAAGGCCUUAAAACCAUUGCCGAACGGGUUCAUGGUCUUGCUGGGGUGCUUGCCCUGGGAUUGAAGAAACUUGGGACAGUGGAAGUUCAGGACCUUCCCUUCUUUGACACUGUGAAAAUUCAGACUGCCAAUGCUCAUGCAAUUGCUGAUGCUGCUUGCAAAAGUGAAAUAAAUUUGCGGGUUGUUGAUGGGAACACUAUUACUGUUGCCUUUGAUGAAACAACCACAUUGGAGGAUGUUGAUAAUCUGUUUAAAGUUUUCGCCGACGGCAAGCCUGUCCCCUUCACAGCUGCGUCUCUUGCACCAGAAGUUCAAACUUCACUUCCUUCUGGACUAAUUAGGAAGAGUCCUUAUCUGACAAACCCUAUCUUUAACACGUACCACACUGAGCAUGAGUUGCUCAGGUACAUUCAUAGGCUACAAUCAAAAGAUCUUUCAUUGUGCCACAGUAUGAUCCCUCUGGGAUCUUGUACAAUGAAGCUGAAUGCAACCACUGAAAUGAUGCCUGUGACAUGGCCUAGCUUUGCUAACAUGCACCCCUUUGCACCAAUUGAACAGGCUCAAGGUUAUCAGGAAAUGUUUGAAAAUUUGGGUAACCUGUUGUGUACCAUCACUGGAUUUGAUUCCUUCUCUUUGCAACCAAAUGCUGGUGCUGCCGGAGAAUAUGCUGGGCUGAUGGUUAUUCGUGCAUAUCAUUUGGCCAGAGGAGACCACCACCGCAACGUGUGUAUUAUACCUGUCUCAGCACAUGGUACAAAUCCUGCUAGUGCUGCUAUGUGUGGAAUGAAAAUUGUAUCUGUUGGAACUGAUGCCAAGGGAAACAUUAAUAUUGACGAGUUGAGGAAUGCUGCUGAAACAAAUAAGGACAAUUUAUCUGCACUUAUGGUUACAUAUCCUUCAACCCAUGGUGUUUACGAAGAAGGUAUUGAUGAGAUAUGCAAGAUUAUUCAUGAUAAUGGAGGUCAAGUAUAUAUGGAUGGUGCUAACAUGAAUGCACAGGUGGGACUUACAAGCCCAGGUUGGAUAGGAGCAGAUGUAUGCCAUCUGAAUCUCCAUAAGACAUUUUGCAUCCCUCAUGGAGGAGGUGGCCCCGGCAUGGGUCCUAUUGGUGUAAAGAAACACUUGGCACCAUUUUUACCUUCACAUCCAGUGGUUCCCACUGGUGGCAUUCCUGCCCCUGAGAAUUCCCAGCCACUUGGUACCAUUUCUGCUGCACCAUGGGGCUCAGCACUGAUAUUGCCUAUUUCAUACACUUACAUAGCCAUGAUGGGUUCUAAAGGACUCACGGAAGCAUCAAAGAUAGCCAUUUUGAAUGCAAAUUAUAUGGCAAAACGAUUGGAGAAUUAUUACCCUGUACUUUUCCGUGGAGUCAACGGAACAGUUGCUCAUGAAUUCAUUAUUGACUUGAGAGGCUUCAAGAAUACUGCUGGGAUAGAGCCUGAAGAUGUUGCAAAGCGCCUUAUGGAUUAUGGGUUUCAUGGACCCACAAUGUCAUGGCCUGUGCCUGGCACACUCAUGAUUGAACCCACUGAAAGUGAAAGCAAGGCUGAGUUAGACAGGUUUUGUGAUGCUCUUAUUUCCAUUCGACAAGAAAUUGCUGAAAUUGAGAAAGGAAAGGCUGACAUCAACAACAACGUACUUAAGGGAGCCCCUCACCCACCUUCGCUACUCAUGGAAGAUGCAUGGACCAAACCAUACUCCCGGGAAUAUGCAGCCUUCCCAGCUUCCUGGCUCCGCGUUUCUAAGUUUUGGCCUUCCACUGGACGUAUUGAUAAUGUGUACGGUGACCGCAACCUCGUUUGCACGCUUCUCCCAGUAUCACAGAUUGCUGAAGAACAAGCUGCUGCCACUGCCUAAUCUUCUUCCAUUCACUAGUAUUUUCAUUUGUAAACUGUAAAUAAACUCUUUCUAUCAUACUGUCUUUGCAAGCACUUCGCUUCAUUUAUUAUAAUCAUCAUAUCUUAAUGAUGAUAAUGUAGGAUUCAUCCAAC
Molecule: messenger RNA, 3248 nt
Organism: Abrus precatorius (Indian licorice)
Lineage: Eukaryota; Viridiplantae; Streptophyta; Magnoliopsida; Fabales; Fabaceae
Product: glycine dehydrogenase (decarboxylating), mitochondrial-like
Exons: 15
Coding region: 1-3114 (1037 amino acids)
Biological process (GO): glycine decarboxylation via glycine cleavage system
Cellular component (GO): apoplast; mitochondrion; glycine cleavage complex
Molecular function (GO): pyridoxal phosphate binding; glycine dehydrogenase (decarboxylating) activity; glycine binding
Source: RefSeq, a predicted model, not a curated record